This is a messenger RNA of Anthostomella pinea, 1416 nucleotides long. The record is from the annotation of a GenBank genome assembly. NCBI's taxonomy places the organism in Eukaryota, Fungi, Ascomycota, Sordariomycetes, Xylariales, Xylariaceae.
AUGUCAUCGGCAUUGCCGCCGCCAACGUGCAAGGCCAAUGCCUCUUCCCAAGCCGUGAAGAGCGCCGCGUCGCUGACUUUGAGCUAUACGCCGGCACUGAAUGACGGUGCAUCAGGCACAGUUCCGUUGACUCACCGCCGACCCGUCCUUUCACUACUGGCAGCAGAUGCGCGCGUUGUCGCGCCCGCUGCUCCCAACAUAGUGUCCGCUCUCAUCGCCUCUGGCAUACGUCACAGGGGGACACCAUGCUGGGCGCAGAUCCGAUGCGCGUCGCUCUAUGUAUUGGUGUCGGCUCUCGAGGUGCAGGUGCUUCUGUCUGCGGCCGUGCUCUGGCUCGCACUCCCCGGAGUCGCGCUUCUGCCCUGGUUGUGUCUGGAGACGGCCUUGAUCUGGGUCCUCGCCAGGGCUCUGAACAGGGAAGGGCAUACCUUUGUCCACGUGGCCGACACGACUAAAGGUGGCUUUAUGAGUGACCAAAGCGUGCACUGGAUUGUGGUGGGCGGUAUGGACGUCACGCAGCACCAGAUGCGCCGGACCACGCUUCCCAGGCUCGCGCAGCUCUUCGGGCAGGACAUGCAAGUCUUCCUGCCCUCCAGACACGGUUUCCCAUUGGACCUGGUCCUCGUAUUCUUUCGGCGAAACCUUCACAUCCCCACGGCACAGUCGACGGCGCUCGCGGUGCGGAUCCUCGCGCACAACAUCGGCGCUCUGGACGCGGCAUGGGUCAUGUCACAUCUGUGUGCUGACCUGCCUGCUGGCGAUUCGCUGAGGAAACUGGAGGUAUGCACGUUCGGCGCGACGACAGCGGAGAUGACGGUGCCCCUCGGCAACCACUGCGACGUGAGCUACCCUACCGUCACCCACUUCGCGAUUGAGGAAGACCCUUUUGCACAAAUUGGCGUGUUUCUGGGAGUGCGCCAGAGACUGGAAGGCCGUCUCGCCGGAGGUCUGUUUACCAUCCAGGACAGCCCCGGGGCGCCAACGAGCCGCGGGAUUCUUCCGCAGAGUCGCAGUUACACACUGGACGGCUACCUCGAUGUCCUGUUCCCCGACGAUGAUCCCUUGGCUGGAGUUCUGGGCCAUGUGUGCCGGAUCGACCGCGAGGUCAGCGAGAUGCGGGCGCAGAGCGUUGGCAGCAGAGACCGGCGGACACGAAGGGGCAGCCGGGGUAAGCGGCUGAGCUGGACGGCACUAGGGGCCGUGGCGGACAGCCUGUCCAGCGGGUGCGGUGACCACGACGAGAUGGCCGGCGCGUUCUCGCUGAGCGAGGUCAGACGUAGGGACAAGGCGCUCGAAGGCAUGAAGGGGUACGAGAACAACCGCCUGGCUGAGGCCGUCAGGGCCCGCCACCAACUGCGCUGCUGCGUGGAAUGGGACGGUGCAGCUGUCAGUCAUUGUCAAUAUCUAGGAUGCUAG